Entamoeba invadens IP1 is the source of this 2580-nucleotide messenger RNA. RefSeq names its product guanine nucleotide exchange factor, putative. Bases 1 to 2580 code for a protein of 859 amino acids. Gene Ontology annotation, molecular function: guanyl-nucleotide exchange factor activity. NCBI's taxonomy places the organism in Eukaryota, Evosea, Mastigamoebida, Endamoebidae. The record is from RefSeq and is a predicted model, not a curated record. Gene Ontology annotation, biological process: positive regulation of GTPase activity; Ras protein signal transduction. The transcript has a single exon. Gene Ontology annotation, cellular component: plasma membrane.
AUGACAACCUUUGUGAUCAACCUCACCCUCUACACACAGAGUUCGCGUUGUUUCAACGCUCGAACUACGUUUCAAACUGAGAUUCAACGCCAGUUGUUCUCUCUUCGAAUCAAAUUUGAACAUGUGAAAAAUUUUGUUUAUCCAUUUGAGGAGUUGCUCUCAGCAACUAAAAAGUUACUCACAGAAAAUGAGCUGAAUGAAUGCUUUCCACCAUUUAAUGAAAGCACAAACUACUUUUCUCUCCAACAACUUGUCAGCGCUGCCUGUCAAGACGAAAACGUGUUUGAGACAUUUGCAUGGUGUUACCCACUCCACUGCUCUUCAGCCGAUUUUUUAGCACUCUUUUUGAAUCGAUUUCAGUUAGCGAUGUCCAUAGACACCACACUCUCAAGAAGUCUUAGAGACCAAAUUCCAAAGAGAUUUUUAUACUGGGUGACUAAUGUGUUUCCACAGAUACCAGAGUCUCUACGACUGAAGGCCCGUACCGACUUUUUAUGUGUUUGUGAUUGCCUUUUAUCUUAUGGGUUUCGAAAAAUUGGAGAAGAAUUGAAAGCCAAAUUAGACAAGCCAUCGGCCAGAGGUAAAUUUAGAACUAGCUCUUCAAAACUUACAUACUCGGAUAAUACAAAACUCCCUCUUAAUUUCUUGCUGUUUAAUGAACCUCUUGACUUCUUGUCUAUUUCACCAUUCAACUUUGCGCACGAAUUAACGAAGAUACAGUCAGAGCUGUUCUUUGACAUCUCAGCAUUUGAACUGUUCAAGUGGAAUAAAGAGAAAGGAGUUUGUAAAGGCGUGAGUGCCUCUGUAAACUUUUUUAAUCGUCUUCAGAAUUUUUUGAUCUUUGAAAUUUUGGACCAAAAAAACAUAGAAGAGCGAGUGAAGGUCGUCACACAUAUUAUUUUGAUUCUUGAGAAGUGUUACUCCCUUUUUAAUUUUGAUGCUGUUGUUUGUAUAGUCACUCUAUUUAAUUCGGCCGCCAUCCACAGACUCAAAAAUACGUUCAGUCAUCUAACCGACAAAACAAAAUCAAUUUUGGAGAUGGUUUCUAUGGUGGUCUCACCACAAAGCAACUGGGCGCAGUACAGACAAAUACUAAGGACCUCAGAGCAAAAGUCUGUUGUUCCUUAUUUAGGGCUUUUCUUGUCAGAUGUGUUAUUCACCGACGAUGGCUCUCCAUCCAAAAACAAGAAAAAUGAAAUCAAUUUUGAGAAGAGUAAGAAGAUGGGGAGUUACAUUGAGUCAUUUGACAUGUAUCAGAGGACGAAAUUUGAUAUACCCGAAAACAGUGUUAUUCGCGACUUCAUGUUUAAAGUACAGAACAUGCCAAUUACAACGGACAAAGAGCGCUUUGACAAGUCCAGAAGUCUUGAGAAGCCAUCGAGCAAAGAAAUUGAAAGAACUGAAAAUUUGGUGAAGGAGAAGGUUAUAGUGAAAAUGGUCAACAGAAAGGGCACCAUAGAAACAGCCAAAUUUUUCAUAGACGACAUUGUGGGAGACUUAAAAGGGUAUUUACAAACAAGCGAUGAGAACUUGUUCACUGAAUUGAAAGUGUCUUUGAUACAAGACGGCGGGAUCCUUGAUGUCGAAGACAACGCACAGAUGGGAACACUCAAAGACAUGUUUUCCGAUGGAAAUGCGCUGAUGGUUUGGCAGCAAAGUGAGACUUAUGAUAUAUACAGUGAUUUGGGGUAUCAAGAAAUGACGUUGGACACCACCCUUUCAUUCACACAACAAAAGUUUGCUAUUUUACGAGUUCUAAAAAUACACGAAGAGGUUGUUGCCCUCAAAAUGAAGCGAGCGAACUCGGAAGAAAACAAACAGGAGAACGUCAUAGACAGUUUCUUAGACGUGAACAAACCAAUUGGAGAUGUGAUAAAGACUGAAAACACUCUUUUACUUAUUCCUUUAAGCAAGACGUAUCCAAGCAUUAACGAACAAUUUUUAUGUGGGUCACUAUUGGAUAGAUUCGAGUUAAAGAUUAUGAAAACAACAUUCACUCCAUCAAUAAGUCCAAGAACACAACAUGAAGAGAAUACUAAGAACGUGUCGUUAGUACACGCAGACCCUUUCAUCAUUUUAAAGACUACAGAAAAGGUCAUUGUAUUCCCUUUGGACAGUAUGAACGUCGUUUAUAACCCAACGAAAGAACGAGUUAUACUAACAUCACCAUGUACAGACUUUAACAUUGAAAAUCCACUUGAAUUAAUUGGAGACAAACCUUUGAUGAAAAGGAUUGUGUCACUGUAUCACAAAGCACCAGCGAUGACUGGCGUGGAGUUAAACAGACUCAAUUUAAAUCACUUUGGAGUCCACCAACUCCUCUUUGAUAUCAUCAACGAAAUUUUUUCAAAUCGACAUUUCUUCGACGACAAUUACUGGGACAAAACAGAUUUAAUUAAGGCUCAAGAGAAACUUUUAAUGUGUGAGUUGGGGGAGUUUGUUGAACUAGAUGAAUAUGAUAAUGACGUCUUGUUGGGGAUGUUAGUGAUCUACUUGCAAUGUUUAGACAAACCCCUUUUUGGUGACUUCUCUGGCGAGUUGUCGUUUGUGAAAAACGCCGCACUUAAUGAACGUUUGUAA